AUGAUUUUAAAAGUUGGUAAAAAACUUAGAAUUGAGAGAAUAUUAUCAAACCUUGGUGUUUGUGAAAGAAGUAGAGUGCCACAAUUUCUUAGAGACAAAAGGGUCACAGUUUUAGGUAAAAAAGUAACACCAGCAACCAAAGCAAAUAUAAAGGAUAUUCAAAUUGAUGGCGAACCAAUUGAAAAUGGUGAAACAUUACAUAUUGCAGUUCAUAAACCAAGUGGUUACAUUUGUUCAACAGUUAAUGAUCACGAUCAUAAAAUUAUCUAUGAUAUUUUACCAAAAGAAUUUUUUAAAAGAAAACCAACACUUUCAAUUGCUGGUAGAUUAGAUAAAUGGGUAACUGGUCUUGUUGUUUUGAGUCAAGAUGGUAAAUUAGUUGAUAGAAUUAUAUCACCAAAAGAUGAUGGUUGUGGUAAAGAUUAUGAAGUAGUAUUAAAAGAUAAAUUAGUUGGUGAUGAGGCAGAAGUAUUUGAAAGUGGUAAAAUAAUGUUAAGAGGUGAGUCAACGCCAUGUAAACCAGCAAAAUUACAAGUUUUAGAUAAAGAGAAAAAUAAAGUAAAGGUUACAUUAUACGAGGGUAGAUAUCAUCAAAUUAGAAGAAUGUUUGCAUCAACCGAGAAUAAAGCAGUUGAAAUUCAUAGAACAAGAAUUGGUCCAGUUGAAUUGGGUGAUUUGGGUUUAGGUAAAUGGAGACAUCUAACUGAACAAGAAUUAAAAGAACUCUAUUCUAUUAAAAUUGAUGAUAACUCUAAUAAAACAGAUAAAAAGAAAGUUAAAUUAAAUUCAUUUUUAGAGAAAAAGAAAAAACUCAGAGGAGGGGUAGAUGAGAAUAGUUUUGAUGAAAAUGAGGAAGAAGAAGAGGAAGAAGAUUAUGAAGAAGAGGAAGAAGAAGAAGAGGAAGAUGAUUAUGAAGAAGAAUCAAGAUAUAUGGAUAAAAUCUAUGAUGAAAAUGGUAAUAUUAUUCGUGGUAUAACAACAACAACAACAACAACAACAACAACAGAACCAAAUAUAGCUCAAAUUAAAAAUAUCAAAUAUAAAGAUAAAUUAAAAUCAUUAGUUGAAAGUGAAGAUACAGAAAGUAAUAGAUCAAACUUAUUUAAAAAUUUAAAUCAAGUUAAUGAGGAAGAAUAUGAAGAAUAUGAUGAAGAAGAAGAAGAAGAAGAAGAAAAUGAUGAUGAAGAAGAAUAUGAUGAAGAAGAAGAAGAAGAAGAGGAGGAGGAAGAUGAAGAGGAAGAAAGAAGAUUAAAGAGAGAAAGCGAUCCAUAUGCUGAAAUUAGAAAACAAUUCCAUGAUAAAUUUAGAUCAAUGAUUAGAAAUAAUGAUAAGGAUGCAGAGUUUGAUGAAGAAACUGGUUACUAUAUUCCAAAAUCUCAAAGAGAAACACAGCAUUAUGAAAUGUCUGAUAAAGAAUUGAAAAGACUAUCAUUAUAUGAUAGCGAUAUGAAGGCUAUAAGAAAACAUGAAAAAGAAGAAUUAGAAUUAGAAGAACAACAAAAACAACAAGCAUUACAACCAAGAAAAAGAAAGAAUAAAUUAAAAGAAGAAAAAGAAAUAUUCUCAGAAAAUAGUAAUGAUUAUGAUGAUGAUGAAAACAUUGUAAGAGUAGAUUCUACACCUGAAAAAAUUAAAAAAUAUAAUAAUAAUUUAGAUAAACUUAAAAAAUAUGGUAAAAAUUUAAAGAAUAGAAAAAAUUCUAAAAAUAGAAAAUAA
This is a messenger RNA of Dictyostelium discoideum AX4, 1716 nucleotides long. RefSeq lists its product as hypothetical. Gene Ontology annotation, biological process: pseudouridine synthesis; RNA modification. The coding region runs from base 1 to 1716 and encodes 571 amino acids. The record is from RefSeq and is a predicted model, not a curated record. Gene Ontology annotation, molecular function: RNA binding; intramolecular transferase activity; pseudouridine synthase activity. The transcript has 2 exons. NCBI's taxonomy places the organism in Eukaryota, Evosea, Eumycetozoa, Dictyosteliales, Dictyosteliaceae.